This is a messenger RNA of Effrenium voratum, 1892 nucleotides long. Lineage: Eukaryota; Dinophyceae; Suessiales; Symbiodiniaceae. The record is from the annotation of a GenBank genome assembly.
GUUGGUAGCUUUUGGCUCUAGCAUCUUCCGCUUGGAUAGAUGGAGAGCUUCCCGUCGGGGGACCUCGGCGGUCGGCUUUUGGUCGCCGCAUAUGGGGCCGUUUCACUACAUCACUGGUGUCAGCGUCUUCUCCGCCUCAGCAGUGUGACCGACGAGUGCCACUUUUACCUGGACAUCCUGACAAAAAUCAUUGGGGAGUCCACAGUGGUCACUGAGGAAGGCCAGUUGCGGGUGCACGAGCGCCGCCGAAUUGCGUUGAAGCAGAUUGCAGCGCUUUGGUCCCUCGUCCUGGACACCUUUUUGAUCUCGCUUUUCGCAUCACAGGUCCUCGGCCUGGUGAAGCCAAUGGUCGGCGGCUUUGCAUUUUUCGCCACAGUCUCGACGGGGAGCAUAGUUCUCAGCAGGUUGGGUGACCCGCAUUUGGAGCUGACCCCUGCCCGAUUGAACCGGGACAUGACGAUCAUGAGCUUCCUUGUGUUUGGGGCUACUUUGGGCAUGCCGCGCGAGCUGAUGCCGGCAUGCUACAUGGCGCGGAUGCUAUGCUUUAGCUUUACCACCCGCCAGCUUAGCAACAAGGUGAACAUCAUGCUUGCGCCCUUCUACUUGAUGUCGCAUUGGAUAAACACACCGCCGGAUGCACCGAUGGAAUCGCUGCUGUUCAAUGUAUUUGGUGAAAUCGUGGCCGUGGCGCUCAUGAUGCUGAUAUUGACCAAUUUGGACACCAAGGAGACCCAGUUAGCCAGUGCGACUUUGGAGCUGGAGGCAAAGGUGGAGCAGGUGGAGGAGGCAGAAAGGGAAGGAGGCGCCGCCCAGCGGCUCUUGUCGGUGACCUGCGAUGCCUUCGUGCGCCUGACCCACGAGUUGAAGAUCAAGACGCCCUCAAGGAGCUUGUUCGAUUUGCUGAUGUGUCACUUCGGCUCGGGUACCGUAAACCAGCUGGAAGGCACACCCUUUAUCCGAUACAUUGCCCCAGCCGAGCACCAGCGAUUCAAAGACUUUAUCGACGAAUCCUCCAAAGCUUCAGCACCCCCGCGGUCUUUGCAUAUUGACAUGAAGGAUUCCAGCGGCGUGACUUUCAGUGCGGAAUUGUUUCAUGUGACAGUUCCAAGUCUGAGCGGGGAACAAGAGCACCUGAUUGGCAUCUCGAAUGACAACACUGAUCAGUAUGCAGACCGAUCUGGGCGGGAGUCAGCCAACACUCAGCUGUCGCCCAGCUGGAAUAUUCCCCAGCCAGAACAGCAGAGCUUUGCGGACGCGAAAUCGUUUAGCGCCCAAAUGGACAUGAAACACAUCCUGGGGUAUGGGGUGCUGUCGGGCAAGGUUAGUCAAGGCAGCCGCGGCAGCAAGAGCAGCAAGAGUAGCAAUAGCAGCGGCAGCAGUCGAAAGGCAGACCUGAAGAGACUGCACAGCCUCAGUAGCAUCGGCAUUGUGAUCGAUGCAACGGACACCAACCAUGAUUUCCUCAUCCGCUCUUUGACGCUGAGCUUCUCCUCGCCGGCGCAGUGUGGCAAAGAACUACUGCCCAACUUGAUGGAAUGGCUGAAGCCAAGUCACAGGCAGAACGUGUCCAACUGGAUACAGUCCCACGCCAACGCGCACUUUGCCGGGCGUCCUUGCCAGGAGCCCUCAUUGCGGGGCACCAAGAUGAGCUCACCGUUCCCAUCCACCUCCACUUUGCUGAUUGGGGAGCUGCUGGUGCGCGAGGUCAAGGAUGAGCUUGACAGCGCGGAGGGUUCGGCACCGUCUGGGGCAUCCUCGACACCUGAGAUGUACGUGGACUUGGAGCUUCGACAAAUUUAUGCACACUGACGGGCCUACGUGCGCGUCACCCCGUCUCACAUCGGCAGCAAUUGGUUGUAAAUUGAACCAGCUACCAGGCAAUUUUCAGUUGG